Molecule: messenger RNA, 1491 nt
Organism: Mauremys reevesii (Reeves's turtle)
Lineage: Eukaryota; Metazoa; Chordata; Testudines; Geoemydidae
Product: olfactory receptor 14I1-like
Exons: 4
Coding region: 1-1491 (496 amino acids)
Biological process (GO): G protein-coupled receptor signaling pathway
Cellular component (GO): membrane
Molecular function (GO): olfactory receptor activity; G protein-coupled receptor activity
Source: RefSeq, a predicted model, not a curated record
AUGGGGAAACAGAGAAUCAAUGAGAGUCCAAAGACCAGUUUGGACAGGUUCAAAGUGGCCAUUACUGAGAAACUGGCACACACGGAGCUGGUCCAGAUGAACGGUACCUACUGGUGUGUGACUGCCCACAACCACUCCAUCGAGCUAAAUGGAAAGCCCUGCCCCUCGAGACAUCCAUCCGUGUGCAUGAUAGUCCCCCGAAGGUCAACCUUGACUGUUGACGGGAUGCAGCUGCACCAUACUCUGCCAAUGAUGGGUAACCUAACGUGGGAUCAGGAAUGGCACUAUGGCAGUAAGUAUCUAGGGGAGGGUCUACAGGCCCUGCAGGCGAAGAUCGAGGAGUUGGUGGCCGAGGCCCAGAGGCAUAUUGAGGAAGGCCGUCUGAGGUACGCUCAGAUAGGGGAAACCGUGGACCAGGCCGAUGUGAAGUACUCAAAGGCAAGGAACCAGGCAGUGGAGGUUAAAGCGAUAAUUAUGAGUGAUGCCAUCUCAGUGGAAAAUACAGUUGGAAUAUGUACAUACCUAACCACCGUGACCGAAUUUCUUCUCCUGGCAUUCUCUGAUAUUUGGAAGCUGCAGAUUUUACACUUUAUGGUGUUUCUAGUUCUUUACUUUUUAUCGCUGGUAGGGAAUCUUCUCAUCUUCAUAGGCAAAGCCCUUGACCACCACCUUCACACCCCCAUGUACUUCUUCCUGAUGAAUCUGUCCAUCCUAGACCUCGGUUCUGUCUCUGUCACCAUCCCCAAAUCCAUGGUGAACUCGCUCAUGAACACCAGAUGGAUUUCCUAUUCUGGAUGUGUUGCCCAAGUCUUUCUCUUUGCCUUCUUUGCUUCAGCAGAUUAUGCCAUACUGACUGUCAUGGCAUAUGAUCAAUAUGUCGCCAUCUGCCAACCAUUGUACUAUGAGACUAUGAUGAAUAGGAGAGCUUGUGUCCAAAUGGCAGCCAGUGCCUGGAUCAGUAUUAUUCUCUACUCUGCAGUGCACACUGGAAACACAUUUGCAGUAUCCUUCUGUGGAGGCAACAUGGUGGAUCAGUUCUUCUGCAAAAUCCCCAAGCUCCUCAAACUUGCCUGCUCUGGUUCAGACCUCAGUGAACUUGGGCUUCUCAUCUUUAGUUUAUUCUUAUGCUUAAGCUGCUUUGUUUUCAUAAUUGUGUCAUAUGUUCAGAUCUUCACAGUGCUGAGAAUCCCCUCUGAGCAGGGCCGACAUAAAGCCUUCUCCACCUGUCUUCCUCAUCUCAUUGUGGUCUCCUUGUUCCUUUGUACUGCCAUUUUUGCAUACCUGAAACCCAUCUCCAGCUCUCCAUCAGUUCAGAAUCUCUUGGUGGCUGUUCUCUAUUCUGUGUUGCCACCAAUGAUGAAUCCGAUCAUCUACAGCAUGAGGAACAAGGAGAUCAAAGGUGCACUGAAUAAACUGAUAGACACCAUCCGAUGGUCCAGCGACAUCUACAUCGAGCACAUCACCGGCCACCAACAGUGCCAGGAGGCAUGA